CGGUGUUUUCAUUUGUUUACAUUUUAGUUCCAAAACAAAAUUUUGAUUUUCUAGUGGUUUUUAUGUUUAACUUCAUAUAAAUUUGUGUUUGUUCCCAAUAAGAACUAUAUUGAAUAGUGCAACUAAAAAAUGAAUUCUUGAUCAGUGAAAAGGAGAACGAUAAGAAAUCAUGAAUAGUGUUACGAUCAAUGAUCUUCCCAAUGAGAUCUUAGAGCAAAUUUUCUCUAACCUAUCCCUGGACGAUUGCAAGUCAGUAACACAAGUUUGCCAGCGAUGGUUUUCCGUAGGCUUCCAACCAUGGACUGUGAUGUUAGAUAUCGAUAUAAGCCGGUUCAACGAAGAUCACACUCAGCUGGAUGUCUUGUUAGCUAGCCGAAGAAUCUACCGGCACGCUACCUUUCACUUUGACAACGAUUACACGAACUAUGAACUGCUGUUGGCGAUUCUCAGGAAAUUUCACACCGGUUUACGGACGCUUACCAUGCUGCCAUGCACUUUCGUUCCGUUGCAGCUCGAAUUCUUGCAGCUGGUUCUAAGCCACUGCGAGAGCAUAGAAAAGCUAUACAUAGACCCAUGCAAUUUUCGAGACGAUGUCACCUACCAGGACAUUGGGUUUAAGUCCCUGCCAAACUUACGAUCUCUUCACUUGGAUUCGAACUUGCUUGAACUGCCUUCAUUCGAUAUAGGUACUCUGAUGCCUGAAUUAGUAGAACUGCAUGUACCUAUCGGAUACUACUCGGAUCGGCCAGUUCAAGUUCUUCGUCAAUUGUACAACCAACUAACAAACGUUGAACUCUGGUUUCUGACUGAGCGUCACUUUAUGAGCGUUUGUGGCUUGAAGUUUCCUCGACUGCACCGAAUCGCAUUACAUUGUGUGGAUCUAGUUUUGGAUACCCACUCGUUGAUUAUGGCCGUCAUCAGUUUCUUUCAAGACAAUCCGACCGUGGAACAGGCUGUUCUGAAAUUUAGCAUUUGCGCACCAAUCCUUCAGUCCAUUGCCGAACAUUGCUUGAAUCUCCGCUAUCUGUGCCUCAAUACCAGUAACCUUCAAGAAGAUUGCUAUCGGUGUUUUGGAGAAAUGAAGAACUUGGAGCGAUUGCGGUUGGAGGAUUUUGCGCUGCGACUACAGGAACACCUAGAAGACUACCCUGUUAUGGGCAGUAUCAGACAGUUAACAUGGUGGAAAUUUCUAAUCCGAGUGUCUUCAAUCGAUUCCUCACUCAUAGCUAUCCCAACUUAAGGAGCUUGGAACUGUUACAGCUUAACCACCGAAGGAGAGCUAAAGAAGCACUACACUUCCAGCAAGCCAUCUACUACGGACUAGGGCGAUUGGAAAGGCUCGUUUUGAGCGAACCCGGCAUGAUUCUGGAGGAAGAACUUUUUCCAUAUUUACUUAGCUUGCCACAGCUAAAAGAGCUAAGAUUGAAGUUCCGAAAGCUGGUUCUACCAUUGGACGAUUUAAGCAACAAAAGUUACCUGCAAUCUCUUCGCAUUAUGGCUCUUUCGAUGCCACACGAAAGUGCACUCGCCAAAAUGCUGGAAUCACUGCCCAAUCUGCGUAAACUGGAGCUGGCCUCUUUUGUUGGCAGUAUCGGUAACGGUAGUUUGAAAAGCAUUCGGAAAGCUCUCCCCGAGCUGGAUAUACGGGUUCGUAAACGGCUGCGCAUAGAAGAGCAGUUGUAACAACGAAACCUCGGUAACGGUUAGUUUUUAGAUAAUUGUUUCCUGUUUGUUAAUCUAUUAAUCAAGA
This is a messenger RNA of Uranotaenia lowii, 1750 nucleotides long. RefSeq lists its product as uncharacterized. The record is from RefSeq and is a predicted model, not a curated record. The transcript is spliced from 4 exons. Lineage: Eukaryota; Metazoa; Arthropoda; Insecta; Diptera; Culicidae. The coding region runs from base 170 to 1240 and encodes 356 amino acids. Gene Ontology annotation, molecular function: protein binding.